Manis pentadactyla (Chinese pangolin) is the source of this 1100-nucleotide messenger RNA. Its product is annotated as interferon alpha-4-like. Gene Ontology annotation, biological process: B cell proliferation; defense response; B cell differentiation. Bases 377 to 910 code for a protein of 177 amino acids. Gene Ontology annotation, cellular component: extracellular region. The transcript has a single exon. Gene Ontology annotation, molecular function: cytokine activity; type I interferon receptor binding. Lineage: Eukaryota; Metazoa; Chordata; Mammalia; Pholidota; Manidae. The record is from RefSeq and is a predicted model, not a curated record.
GAAAAAAACGAGUAACCUUUGUACUUUCUUUUUCUAUGAAUAAAGUACACAUUUAUAUAGAAUCUAAGAAGGUAUCUGCAUCAUUAAAUUUCAUGGGGGGUUCAAUUAGGAAAAAGAAAUAUCUAAAAAGGAUCUGGGGGAAGGGGAAAGAGGCAAUAAUGCAAAAGAAAAACGAUUGAGAAAUGUGGCUCUACCCCAUUUGGAGAAUGCAAAAUGAAAAGCGAAAACAGAAGUAGAAAGCAAGGGAAACAUUCAGAAAUUGAAAAUUUAGCAUGUUCCCUAUUUAAGACACACACCAAGGAAGGUCCGCAGAGAACCUAGAGCCCAGCUCACAGUCGCCCCCCUCAGCCAGGCCAGCAGCAUCUGCAAGAUCCCCAUGGCCCUGCCCUUCACCUUCCCGCUGGCCCUGCUGGUGCUCAGCUGCAACUCCAUCUGCUCCCUGGCGUGUGGCCUGCCUGAGACCCACAGCCUGGGUAACAGGAGGGCCUUGGCACUCCUGGAACAGAUGAGGAGAAUCUCCCUUUUGUCCUGCCUGCGGGACAGGAAGGAGUUCGGAUUCCCCCAGGAGGUGUUUGAUGGCAACCAGCUGCAGAAGGCUCAAGCCAUCUCUGUCGUCCACGAGAUGAUCCAGCAGACCUUCCGCCUCUUCAGCACGGAGAGCGCCUCUGCUGCUUGGGAUAAGACCCUCCUACACAGAUUCUGCAAUGGACUUUAUCAGCAGCUGAGUGACCUGAGAGCCUGUGUGAUGCCCGAGGUGGGGGCGCAAGAGGCUCCGCGGACGGAUGAGGACGACUCCAUCCUGGCUGUGAGGAGAUACUUCGAAAGAAUCACUCUCUACCUGCAAGAGAAGAAAUACAGCCCUUGUGCCUGGGAGGUUGUCAGAGCAGAAAUCAUGAGAUCCUUCCCUUGAUCAACGAACUUGCAAGAAAGAUGGAGGAGUAAAAGAGGAGACCUGGCUCAACAUGGAAAUGGUUCUCACUGACCAAUAAUACCCCACUUCGCUGCAUUCUGCCCUGACAAAAAUGUUUAUUUCUGCUGUAAUCAUGACAUGAUUCGAAUCCAUUCGUCAAAUGUUUUCGGGACUGUUAAGUAACGUUGUG